Chaetomium strumarium is the source of this 1804-nucleotide messenger RNA. Its product is annotated as NUDIX hydrolase domain-like protein. NCBI's taxonomy places the organism in Eukaryota, Fungi, Ascomycota, Sordariomycetes, Sordariales, Chaetomiaceae. Gene Ontology annotation, molecular function: metal ion binding; NADH pyrophosphatase activity. Gene Ontology annotation, cellular component: peroxisome; cytosol. Gene Ontology annotation, biological process: NAD+ catabolic process; NADP+ catabolic process. The transcript has 3 exons. The coding region runs from base 391 to 1668 and encodes 425 amino acids. The record is from RefSeq and is a predicted model, not a curated record.
CCAGAAUCUGACCUUGACCGUCGACGACAAUUACUCAGCACAUCACUAAUAACUCAGCGACAUUUGGCCAGUGAGAGUGGUGCCGCGGUGACCCCGCAGUUGAAAUAUCGCCUCUGUGGACCUCACUGAUGUUCUCACUGCACAUCGCAACUUCUCUGGGCUCCGACUCACCCUUGGACAUCAUCAAGUUGCCACACAAUACGGAACGCCGCUGUGUUUCACAAGAGCCAAGAUAUACCGUAUUCAACCGCCAUCCUUAAACCAUCUAAUUGCCUCUCAUUUAUCUUUACCGCCAUCUUACCGAUUCACUCACUCAUCAUUCUGAAAAGGCUCACCUCUCUCACAUACUCACAAAGGAGGGAAGAGAACUCACCACCACCAAAAGAAAACAUGCCGACCCCAGACCUGCCGACCCUAACCUUCGCCGACUCGGAGGAGACCUCCCUCCUCUCCCGCAAAUUCGGCCGCGAGAUCGCAAACUACUUCUCCGGCAGCCCGCUCAACCGGCUGUCCUUCCUACGGGCCGACCACGACUUCCUGCGCGCCGCCUUCGCCCACUCGCGCGCGCGCUUCCUCCUGCUCAACGCGCUCGCGCCGCUCGUGCAGGCGGCCGACACGGCGCAGCUCGCGUUCGCGACGCACGCCGAUGUGGUCGCCCUGACGGGUCCCGCGGAGAGCGGGGGCCCCUUUUCCCGCACCGAGGAGGAGAUGGUUGCGCAGUAUGACUCUAGCGAGGAAAGGGUUAUUGUUGUGUUUUUGGGCGUGGAUGAGACGAGUAUUUUGGAUGCGACUACAACUCAGAAGGAGGAGGUGGAGGAGUUUAGGUAUAGGGACUUCAAGGGGACGCCGUACUUUGCUGUGGACGUCACGCCGCGGGGGAAGCUGGCCGGGGCGGCCGAGGGGGUCAUCAACGCGAUGAAGGAGAAGGGGUUUGCGUUCCACGAUCACUCGCCGAGGCAUAUGGGCUUGCACGCCGGGCAAGCGGCAAUAUACGGCCACGCCCGCGCGCUGGUCGACUGGAACACGCGGACGCCCUUCUGCGCCCAGUGCGGCCAGCCCACGCUCUCGGUACAGGCGGGCACCAAGCGGGUGUGCCCGCCGACAGACCGGGCCGGCGGGCAGGUACGCGAGCGCAAGCCGUGCGCCACGCGCGGCACCGUGUCGAACCACAGCUUCCCCCGGACGGAUCCGACCGUCAUCAUGGCCGUCAUCAGCGCCGACGGCACCAAGGUGCUGCUCGGCCGGCAGCGGCGCUGGCCCAAGUACUGGUUCAGCACGCUGGCCGGCUUCCAGGAGCCCGGCGAGUCCAUCGAGGAGGCCGUGCGCAGGGAGGUCUGGGAGGAGAGCGGCGUCAAGGUGGGGCGUGUGGUCCUGCACAGCUCGCAGCCGUGGCCGUUCCCCGCGAGCUUGAUGAUUGGCGCUAUCGGGCAGGCGCUGCCGGGAGACGGGGAGAAGAUCUAUCUCGGGCAUGACGCCGAGCUCGAGAGCGCCAAGUGGUUCCCGUUGGAGGAGGUCAAGGAGGCGCUAGAGAAGGGGGCAAGCGGCCUGGGAGAGGCGGCGCCGGAUGGCUAUGUCGAAGGCGCGCUGAGGCUGCCGCCGCAGACGGCCAUCGCGAAUCGUUUGAUGACGGCCGUCGUGGAGGGGUGGUGGAUUCCUUCGAGGAUGUAGUUCUACGGUUCGGAGAGAGCAAGCCCAUCUUAGACAUGAUAUCCGCAGACCUGAGGGAUAGAAUAAUGAAGAGCAUCUGAAGAACGGACGACACACGCUCAAAAAUCAAUGACUCGAAGUCGGGCAUAAUUGCAGG